Molecule: messenger RNA, 444 nt
Organism: Sphenostylis stenocarpa
Lineage: Eukaryota; Viridiplantae; Streptophyta; Magnoliopsida; Fabales; Fabaceae
Source: the annotation of a GenBank genome assembly
AUGGAUUGUAAUGCAAUAAUGAAAUUAACUGUUGGUGUUAUAGAUGCAGUGAACACCCCAAGACAUUUGAAGAAAAAGCUUCUUGUUCUUGAUGUAAAUGGCUUGCUUGCGUGUAUAACUCAGUCCCCGCCUAAGAAUCUCAAGCCAGAUAAUUUCAUUAGACAUCAAGCAAUAUUGAAGAGGCCUUUUUAUGUUGAGUUUCUAAAGUUCUGCUUCGUGCACUUUGAAGUUGGUAUAUGGACCUCAAGAAACCAGAAAAAUACUGAGGAGGUCAUUGAAUAUUUGAUGCCAAAUAUGAAGAACAAGUUGCUUUUUUGCUGGGAUGGUUCCUAUUGUACUGCCACCCAUUUCAUGACCCUAGAAAAUGAAAAAAAGCCAGUGGUUUUUAAGGAUUUGAGAAAAAUUUGGGAGCAUUGUGAUCCUAAUCUUCCAUGGGAGAAAUGA